CAUUCCAGCGACCAUUACUAACGUAGAGCUAAACAACUAUCUUCGAAAAAUAUAUUUCCUAAAGCUAAAAAAGUGCUAAGCUAACAGGCUAGGGGAGUGAAUAGCUGCUGGCUGGCGAGGCAACUGGCUGACAACGCCUUGAAAAAACAUCCUACAAACACCGUGGUCGAGCAGCAGAACGGCACGGCUGUUGUGAUACUUGUUCCCAGCUUUCCCUGACAGGGCAAGACCUAUUCAAGGUUAAAAAGCAGGAUAAAGUGGAAGUACUUAAAAGCCAAACAGCUCUCUUGCUGUCAAACAGCAGACACCGCUGGAGCCUGCAGUCAACAAUGAAGCUCAUCGUGUGGUGUCUCCUGCUUCUUCCAUUUGCAACUGUGGUGUUGACAGCCCCAGUCAGAGAUCGAAGAGAAAAUUUCAUAAGCUUCCUGAAUGAUGCACUUGGCGCAAUGACCACACCUGCAUAUGCAACAGCAAAUAGAAACCCUACAAGUAAACCUGUGACAGAUAAAGACUCUGAAGAUAUGUCAGAUGCAAAGUCUGCAGAGAGUUUUGACACCAUUGGGUUUACAGACAAAGGCCUUGAAAGUCAUGAGAUCUGGAUUCCCGAAGUUAUGGUGAAUGAUAACACACCAUCAGGGAGGAAAAAAGGAGUGGGCAAAGACAGUGUGGGGCCAGUGGAUGUGAGCAGAAGACUGGUUCAGGACCUCGGGAGCAGAGAACCGACUGAUCUUGACAGUGAGGAAGGAAUGACGGUGGUUGCUCAGGAGGAUGGAAAUUUGUCAGGAAAACAAGUUAUCCGUUUAAGCGGAGACAAAGUGAUUGACAGUGCCAGUCAAGGUGCCAAUCUCCAAGGAAAGGUGAGGAGAGUUAAUGGGUUGAUUGGUGUGUUGGCCCCAGGCCAAAGCAGAGAAAUGCAAGACUGGGACAGUGCGGAGGACAACAAUGGCAGACUGCCUGCAGUAGGAAACACCAGAGAUACAGAUGAAACCAGAGAGUAUAUCAGCUCUGAAACUUAUCCAAUCGCCCCCCCCAGAACACAGCCCCAGUAGCUUGUCUGUUCCAGCCAGGAGCCGAGCCUCCUGGUGAUCAUAUAAAGAUUCCAUUUCUUCCUCAUAAUGAGUCAAGGGCUGGCAUCUGUUGACUCAUAGGAAGCAGACAGACUGCUUCCACAUAACGCUGCUUCUGGGACUUUUUGAUCCAAAUUUAGAUUAGAUUAUUUAGAUAGUCAUUUUAGUUAUGCGAUCAUGUGGAGAGAUUUGAGAAACAAAGCGGUUUCAACAAUUUUGUAUUAAAUAGCAUAAGUCUCUACUGCGUGAUGUUUGGUACAAAAGCUGUAGUAUGAGAAAUGUGAAAAAAAUAAAAUUAGAAAUGGGCACAAACAACUUUUGAUGACUGGACAGAAAUGUGUUGCUUUUAUCUAGUACUGAAAGUCUUUGUAUGUUAAUUGUAAUGUGAAAAUGUAUAAGUAAUCCUCUGAAAUAUAACUACAAAAUAAAAUAAAAUGUAAAAACUG
Molecule: messenger RNA, 1513 nt
Organism: Seriola aureovittata
Lineage: Eukaryota; Metazoa; Chordata; Actinopteri; Carangiformes; Carangidae
Exons: 11
Coding region: 330-1049 (239 amino acids)
Source: RefSeq, a predicted model, not a curated record